AUGGAUGAUAAUGAUGAUUACGUUGGAUGCUACAUAGAGUCUAGUGGUGCUUUGUCAGAAAUGCCCAUCUCUGCUGGUACUGUCACAACAGCAGAUGAAUGCAUCAAUAACUGCAAGAACCUCGAUAUGAUCUAUGCUGGAAUAAGUGUUGGGAAUUGUUCCUGUAGCAACAGCCUUGGCAGAAUUGGUAAACUCAAGGAAUCCAGCUACUGUAAGCAAAAAUGCAGUGGUAACACCAAUCAAUAUUGUGGUGAUGAAGGAAUGCUAUCAGUGUAUAGAGUAUGGGAUUCUCAAUGCCCUCCCAUUCCACAAGUAUCUCACGCCAGUUCAAACAGCACUUCCAGAACCCAUAGUUCUGUGGUUGGGUACCAGUGUGAUACAGGAUAUGCAUUUCCAUCUGAUGCAGUGAACAUAACAGCAAUACAAUGUGAACAGAUACAGUGGACACAGACACCCCCAGAUUGCCAAGUUGUGAAUUGCACAACCACUCAGCCAUCAGUUGUAAACAGCACAAGUGUGCAAGGAGGCAUCAGAUAUGGGAGUCGUGUGAACUACACUUGUUAUAAUGGAUAUCAGCUUCCAAAUGGAGCUGUAUUCACACAGAGCACCUGUCAGGCUGAUGGGACAUGGAGCAAUAUUUUGGUACACUGUGAGCCUAAACAUUGUGGCAGCAGGCCCUCAGUGACGAAUGCGUUAGUUGUGCUCGAUGAAGGCACAGUUGUCACAUCCAGAAUCAGCUACCACUGCAAUCCUGGCUACCAGAUAGAAGGUUCUGAUGGCUUGGUACAGGAGGUCACUUGUUCUCUGGAGGCCCAGUGGAACACCACCGAAUUGGAAAAUUGCACAGAGGCCCCUACCUUUGUUGGCUGUGUAUUAAGUAAUGGUGGACUACAUGGAACAGGAGCCACACAGAGUUUGGCUGGUAUACAGCAGGCAGAAAAUAACUAUACACAAAGAUGUAUCUCAGAAUGCAAACAAAAUGGCUAUGCAUUAGCUGGAUUAAGUGAGGGAAGUACCUGUCAGUGUGGACAGACAUACAGCACCAGUAAAAUUGUGGAUACAGCAACCUGCAACUUACCAUGCUCUGGUGGUGACACAACACAGUGGUGUGGGGGAACUGGCAAGACAGCAGUGUACAGAACAGACACUUUUUGCCCAAUGUUGCCAGUCGGAUCAACAGCAACUGUAAACACCACCCAACGGCUGGCAGGAACGGGUGAGGGUGUAGGAAAGUGCAUUGAAUGUGAGAAGAAGAACAGAAUCCCAGACUCAGAGACCGUGUGA
Lingula anatina is the source of this 1284-nucleotide messenger RNA. RefSeq names its product sushi, von Willebrand factor type A, EGF and pentraxin domain-containing protein 1-like. The record is from RefSeq and is a predicted model, not a curated record. Lineage: Eukaryota; Metazoa; Brachiopoda; Lingulata; Lingulida; Lingulidae.